AUGAAAUUGUUGAGUGUUGGUAACAAUGGUUUUUAUUGUCCUCGUUUCUAUUGUGGAGUAACUUACUGGCUAUUUGGUGGUGCAGUCAGGAAUCUUGGAAGCCCUGGACGUGUCACUAAGUGGUUGCAGCUACUGAAUGUAUGGAUGUCUGGUGAACUCCGGGAGCGGAACUACACUGGGAUGUUUGCAAUGACUGGGAGAGGCUGUGGGAGCAAUGUGAAAAGGAUCCAGAUUGAAGCCACCUUUAACCUUGCUACUCAAGAGUUUGUAAUUGACACGCUGUGUGAAAAUACCCUCAAAAUGGACGUCGGGACCACCAUGUGUGGGAAUUAGGCAGCUAUCUUUGCCCAGCUCAUCAUAGAUGGGAGAUCUCCAGGGUCCCACUGUGUCAUCGUUCCUGCCUGGGAUGAAAAUGGAAGCUUGUACCCAGGAGUGACAAAGGAGAACACGUUUAUGUUGGGGCCCAUCCUAAUCACCUCAGGUCUACACAGUGUGGAUAAUGGGAUUUUAAUAUUUGACAAGGUUCUGAUGCCAAAGGAGAACCUGCAGGACAAAUUUGGUUUCACAGCUCUAGAUAAACAGGAGCUUUCACCAAUUAUAGCCAAGAGCACAAGGCUCACAAUGACGGCAGCACUAAUCCCUUUGAGAUUAGCAGUGACUUCCCAAGCUAUCGGUGCCAUGAAGCUUGGGUUGAAGAUAGCCAUUUGCUAUAGCCACAGCUGGAGGCAGUUUGGACCCAAAGCCAAGGAAGAGGUGAAGAUCAUGGAGCACCAAACACAGACGCUGCAGCUGAUGCCUCACCUGGCUACAACAUUGCCAUGGCUUCACGGGCAGGGUUACAUGAUGGAUAAAAGAAUCUCGGCUCAAUGUGUGACCCAGAUGCAUUUGCAACUUUUGAAGGUGACAAUGUUGUUUUGGAUCAGUGUUGGGGAGAGGGCAUGCCUGUCUGCCUGCCAUCAGCUGACACUCCUACUAGGAGACCUGUUGAUACAAUACACUAAGCAUGAGGAAAAAAAACAACUCUUCAGCUUGCUCCAGAACUGGGCUGCAUCUGUGGGUGACAAGUUGAGAACCAGUUUCCUGGCAUUGAACAUGGAUACAGUCAGUAAACUCACCUUUCUGUUGAAGGCAGUGAAUUUUCAUGAAAGGAUUCUUCAGUGGUGCUUAGUGGCCAGAAUUCAUCAUAAGGUGGUCACCAAGAAGGAGGACUUCUUCCAAGCCCAGAACUCGUGUCUGCACCGCAUCACUUCCUUGAGCUAUGCCUUCACCCACACUUACAGGUCCUCUUUGGAGCAGUUCUCCCUGGUGGUGAGGAGCUGUCCAGACCUGGAGGACCGGGCUUUGCUAAUGAAGUUUUGUCUGUUGUAUGGAACCAAGCUGGAGUUCCAGGAGUGGGCCUGGUAUUUAGAGCAUAAAUAUCUGACUCCCAUGGCCAGCAUGAGUUCUGCAGUCAGAACGGGAUUCGGCUACAUAGUUCUGCUUCACGUGCUGUCUGCAGGAGCGAAGCGUCUGAGAUGGCUUCUUGCCUUUCAAGGCUGCCACCCAACUGGAUGGCAGGACCAGAUGGGACCCGCUUAUUUUUUCACAGCACAGAUUCUGGCGUGGACCAGCAGGCACUGCUUCGGUUUCCUAAUUGGCCACUGCUGAGACAACAUCCCUCAGCCUGGCAGAGAUCCUUCAUCCCGCUGGCG
This is a messenger RNA of Chinchilla lanigera (long-tailed chinchilla), 1691 nucleotides long. It is a transcript of the gene Acoxl, whose product is annotated as acyl-CoA oxidase-like. Lineage: Eukaryota; Metazoa; Chordata; Mammalia; Rodentia; Chinchillidae. The record is from RefSeq and is a predicted model, not a curated record. Gene Ontology annotation, biological process: lipid homeostasis; fatty acid beta-oxidation using acyl-CoA oxidase. Gene Ontology annotation, cellular component: peroxisome. Gene Ontology annotation, molecular function: fatty acid binding; acyl-CoA oxidase activity; FAD binding.